Hydra vulgaris (swiftwater hydra) is the source of this 1482-nucleotide messenger RNA. Its product is annotated as zinc finger C2HC domain-containing protein 1B. The record is from RefSeq and is a predicted model, not a curated record. NCBI's taxonomy places the organism in Eukaryota, Metazoa, Cnidaria, Hydrozoa, Anthoathecata, Hydridae.
AUUUCUGAAAAAGUGAACUUCGUUAAUAACGCAAAAAAUAAUUAUCGCGCAGAAUGGCAAAGAAUAUCAACAACAAAGAUGGUGGCUUUCAUCGUCAACUUUAAUUAUGUAAACAUAAAUUGGUAUGUUUUACCCUGAUCGUAAUAAAUAACAGUUCAACCAUGUCCGAAGAUAGCAGUUAUGAAGAGGAUAAUAAUUUUUAUGAUGAUGAAGAAGAUGAUUAUUCUGUAACACUUGUACCUUGCGACAAUUGUGGUAGAAAUUUUAACCAGGAUUCAUUACUUCGACAUAGAAACAUAUGCAAUAAACUUAAAAAAAGAAAAGUUUUUGAUUCAAAAAAGCAACGUCUACAAGGGAUCCCUGUUAAAACUAUUACAGCUUCUUCUGCUCCUCCUAAGAUAAAUGGUGGAGUACAAAGAAAAAUUCCAAAAAAAAAAGCAGAUUGGCGAGCUACACACAAUGACUUCAUAAAAACCAUUCGAGCGGCACGAGGUGUAACUGCUGCUUUAAAAUCUGGUAGCGAACUUCCUCCUCCUCCGUCACCAACCUUUAAUCCAGAUUAUGUCCAAUGUCCUCAUUGUGAUAGAAGGUUUAAUGAGUCUGCAGCAGAGCGUCACAUUGGAUUUUGUAAAGAUCAAAAAUCAAGAUUACCUAAAAAUGGUGAUUCUAAAUACGGUGUGAACAAAGAAAAACAAGAUAAAAGAAUACAAUACCGUCCUCCAGUACCAGGUUUGAAAAAGCCAGAAAGUUCUCCAGUAAAAGCAAAAGGUGCAGCAUUGCCUGCUGGUUCAAAAACUAACAGUUUGCCCGGUUUGAAUAAAAAAGUGGAAAGUUCACCCCUUAGAAGUGAUACAAAGUCAGACGCACGUUUUGGUGGAAAAGAUAUGAAACUUAAUUUUGCAAAUGAAAAUGAAGAUAAGUUCAGUAGCAACAUAAGAUAUGGAAAAACAUCGAGUGGCUCAGCUCCCUCAAGUGCAGAUAAAUUAGGAAAGAAUCGUAAUGGUGACCCAAAAUGGCUGGAAGAACUAAAACGCAACGACUCUGCAAAAUCACAGACAAAAAUUGUGAAUGAUUUUAUUGAAACAAAAAACAACUCUGCUAGUUCUAAGCGAGCCCUUCCAUCAGAUCCAUGUGAUGUUAAUUCUGGAAGGCGCAAGGUUGCUAGUUUUUGUCAUGAUUGUGGAGCAAAAUAUCCUGUUCCAGCUGCAAAAUUUUGUUGUGAAUGUGGUGUUCGUAGAAUGGCUCUAGUUUAGGUGUUGCUGUUGUAAAAUGUUUUUUUUUAUUCUAACUUUUUAAACUUUGUUAACUAUUUGAAAAAUUUAGAAAAAACAUGAAAGUUUUGUAAAAGGUUUCUGCAUAUUGGAGGUAAAUUGUCGACUCAACUCAAGUCAACUUAAUGUUGUUUGAAAUUGACUCAAUGUUGAUCUUUUAAAUCAACAUUAUUAAUAUCAAACCUUAGGCUGUUUUAAUGUUGGUAUAUAU